AUGUCUGCGACCGAUCCUCAAACGGCAGAGGCGUCCACUGCCGCUCCUCCAGCCGACGAAGCCUCAAAUCAAUCGCCCCAAGAACGGCUGGCUGGACUUGUUGCCAAAGCCACCGCCGAAUAUGCCGUCAAACAUUACUCGGAGGCCGCCGAACUGUACUCCGAGGCGUCCGAGUUACAAGCAGAAGUCAACGGGGAACUGGCACUAGAAAAUGCGGACCUGUACUACUCUUACGGAAAAUGCCUCUAUUUUGUUGCGCAACAGACAAGUUCGGUAUUGGGUGGGACGGUGGCGUCAGCUCAGCUGUCGCGCAACAAGGACAAGAAGGCCCCUAAGAUCCGGAAAGCAUAUGCCGUCGCAAGGGCCGAAGAGUCUGCAGGCAGCCCCGCGGCGGGUGAGAGCUCCAACACGCUGGCGACAGUUCUAGAAGAGCCGGUGUCAAACGUUGGUGAUGUUGUUCCAGAAGAUGAUGUGAAGCCAGAACAGCCGGCUUCAGACAAGCCCUUGUUUCAAAUCACAGGUGAUGAUGAGAACUGGGAUGAGUCGGAAGACGACGAGGCAGACCAAGAUCAAGAGGCUGAGGAGGAGGAGGAAGAAGACGAUUUUGCAACAGCAUACGAGCUUUUAGAUCUGGCGCGUAUCCUGUACCUGCGAAAGCUGGAUCAAACGCAGGAAACAGUCUUGGAGGACGCCGAGAAAGGGAAGUACGUCGCAUCGAUAGAUCUCACCCCUGAAGUCAAAUCCCUCAAAGCACGUGUGGCCGAUAUCUACGAUCUCCAGGCAGAAGUUUCCCUGGAAGGGGAGAAAUAUUCAGCUGCUGUGACAGACCUCAAGGCGUGUCUUGCCUUGCGCGAGGAGCUCGAAUCUCCCGAGUCAAGUAUCUUGGCCGAAUGUCAUUACAAACUCAGUUUAGCUCUCGAAUUUGCUUCGCAGACGCAACAGCGUGAUGUGGACGGCAACCCCACGGGCGACAUUCAAGUCGACUGGGACAUUCGGAACGAAGCUGUUGCCCAGCAAGAAAAAGCUAUCGACUGUUGCAAACUGCGUGUUGCAAAAGAAACUGCAGCCCUAGACACGAUAGAGGCAGGCGCUCAGAAGGACAAGGCCAUGGCGCAUAUCAAAGACGUCCAGGAUAUGAUCGGUGAGAUGGAAGUUCGGCUCUCUGAGCUUCGCAGCCCACCUGUCAGUGUGAAGGCCGAGACGGACAAUGAGAUGAAAGAGCAGAUCUCCGGGGUCCUUGGAAACAUCUUUGCCAGUGGUGCUUCUGAAGAGGAGAGGAAGGCAAAACUGGCACAGGUUUCAGAGACAGCCACCGAUUUAACUGGGUUGGUGAAGAGGAAGAAGCCUAAAAAUGCACAGGCAAAUGGCGGUGACAGUGGUUUGGGAUCUGCGGCGUCCACUCCUGCAGCCGUGCCAGCAGUUGCCGAAGAGUCUGGUUCUCGGACGACCAAGAGUAAUGGCAAGCGGAAAGUGGAAUUUGUGGACGAGGUUGAGGAUGUAGAAGCUAGUAAAAGGACGAAGGGGGAGGAGGCUGAAGGUUCCGCUAUUUAG
Messenger RNA from Capronia epimyces CBS 606.96, 1551 nucleotides. RefSeq lists its product as uncharacterized. Gene Ontology annotation, molecular function: histone binding. The transcript has a single exon. Gene Ontology annotation, biological process: DNA replication-dependent chromatin assembly; CENP-A containing chromatin assembly. Bases 1 to 1551 code for a protein of 516 amino acids. The record is from RefSeq and is a predicted model, not a curated record. Gene Ontology annotation, cellular component: nucleoplasm. Lineage: Eukaryota; Fungi; Ascomycota; Eurotiomycetes; Chaetothyriales; Herpotrichiellaceae.